Podarcis raffonei (Aeolian wall lizard) is the source of this 1528-nucleotide messenger RNA. Its product is annotated as proto-oncogene Mas-like. Gene Ontology annotation, cellular component: membrane. Gene Ontology annotation, biological process: G protein-coupled receptor signaling pathway. The transcript is spliced from 3 exons. Gene Ontology annotation, molecular function: G protein-coupled receptor activity. The coding region runs from base 269 to 1333 and encodes 354 amino acids. The record is from RefSeq and is a predicted model, not a curated record. Lineage: Eukaryota; Metazoa; Chordata; Lepidosauria; Squamata; Lacertidae.
CAAUUAGCAAGUCAGUUGGUGACAGUUAGAGGAGAAGAAACCCAAGAGAGGACUGCAGGAGUAGAGGAAGGAAAAGUAGAGGAGAGAGAGGACAUCAGGGAGAAGGAGGGUGGAAGCAGAACAACAGAACAGAUUCUGUUACAAGAACGUUAUCCAACUAGCAACUGAUAACAGACACUAUUCUUGCUGAAACAACUUUUUUUGGCAGGGGAUAGGUUUUCUUUAUGUUUAAGCUUGUUCAUUGUUACUACUAAGAAAAUAGGAAGGAAUGCCAUUGCUUCUUUGGCUUGGGCUUUGGGGCCUCAUCCAGCUGUCAGGAAGUGACCAGGUUUCUUCUCUUUCGACAAAUUGUUCAGAAACAAGAGAGGACUUCUUUCUUCCUUCAGCUAACAGGACCAUAUGUGGAAGAGGCCAGCAUCUAAGAAGUGGUGGUUUGAAUAUGACUGUAGUGAACGCAACACAUCUUCCCACUGAACAUUUGCAAGUUUUAGAAAACAUUCCCUGUCCAUGUGAGCACACAAAGAGCUUUCUGACAUGCUUAUUACAAGAUCGUAUGAUUGCUCGUUUCAUUAUCUUCAUUUUCAUGCUUUGGCUUUUUGGGAACAGAACCAUCUUCUUCUUUCUCCUCUUCCGUAUUAGAAAGACUUUCUUCACUGUCUACAUUUGGAAUUUAGCUGUAGCUGAUUUUGGUGCCCUGUUAGUUCUGUGCAGUAUCUUCAUAUUCUUUUGCACUUGUGAGGAUUCGAGUGAUGCUCUUGUUAAAUUGUUCCUGUUACUGGCAUACCUAUUUUUCUUCAUGCAAGGUACUAGCAUGCAUUUCCUAAUGUCCAUCAGCAUUGAUUGGUUCUUGGUUGUCCUCUUCCCUAUUUGGCACCGACGUCACAGUCCAAAAUAUUUGUCUGUUCUCCUAUCUGCCAUUGUGUCUGCUCUUCUCUGGGCUCUGUCUUGCUGGCUGUUACUGUUUUUCAAUUUGGGGCUUGACCCGCAGUCAAUCAUUAUCAUCACCUUAAUGAUCUUUGCUCCGCUAAUGGUCAUCUCCACCCAGACACUGGUCAUCAAGAUCUGGCGCAACUUAGGUGAGCAAGGAGAACCUUGCACAGAAAUUUUGCUUGGGAUGUUUUUCUCCCUUGUCACUUGGGCCCCCCUGAAUUUGUUCUUUGCCUUGCACCGUGAUUUUGCAACCAUCUCCUCAUUGGCUUUCGUGUUCACUUCUCUGAGUGGCACCAUCAACCCAGUACUUUACAUUCUCAUUGGGCAAACACUUCUUUCUGAUUCAGGAAGUCUCAUGUUGUACUCUAGGUGGGUUCCAAGGAGGGGAGGGGAAAUCCACUAAGCAAAUGAGAGACUUGCCAUUUUGAGGUGGGAAUGAAUAAUGGUGAGGAACUCUGGGCAACAGAUACCCCCCCUUUUUUUAGAAGAAAGGAAGUCUGUAUUGGUUCUUAAGGUCUUGAUGGGUUAAAGCUAUACCAAGAUGAAUAAAGUGUGCCUAAAGAAUAGUCACUUGAUAAAUAAAAAUUACUGUAUGGCA